This is a messenger RNA of Schistocerca piceifrons (Central American locust), 2013 nucleotides long. RefSeq names its product protein deltex (gene dx). Gene Ontology annotation, cellular component: nucleoplasm. Gene Ontology annotation, molecular function: zinc ion binding; ubiquitin protein ligase activity. The transcript has 8 exons. The coding region runs from base 212 to 1936 and encodes 574 amino acids. The record is from RefSeq and is a predicted model, not a curated record. NCBI's taxonomy places the organism in Eukaryota, Metazoa, Arthropoda, Insecta, Orthoptera, Acrididae. Gene Ontology annotation, biological process: Notch signaling pathway; protein ubiquitination.
UGCAUUGACACUUGUUUGAAAGUAUGAUAUAAGUGUCGUGUGAAGUAUGUGAUAGGUAUUUAACGUUUUUGUUUCACAGAUGUUAAUUGUUACAGUUAUAACAAGAAUUGAUUGUAUACAAAAAUAGCGCCAUGGCUAGUAUAAGGACUGCUGAUAAACGAAAUGCUGGUACUGUGGGGUUGCUGUAUUCCUAUUAGUGUUCUAAUUAAUCAUGUCGGGACACGCUGUUGUUGUGUGGGAAUGGGAAAAUAGACACGGACGUUGGCGACCGUAUAGCCCAGAGGUUUCACAGCAUCUUGAAAGAGCUAACUGCAAGAAACUGACAAGGGUCUUCCUGAGUGACGCCGACCCAUCGUUAGAGAAGUACUACAUAGAUCUGAAAACGAAAACCCAGUGUUCCGAAGAUGCAGGUGUUCCCCACAAUGUUAGGAGGAAAUGUUAUUCCCUGGAUUCGCCUGCAGCAAAAGGAGCAAAGUGGGAAUGGGCUGGUGACAGCCCGGGAGACUGGCAUACUUACGAUAUGGAUAUCCAGUGCCUUAUAGAAACAGCAUGGGCAAGGGGAGACCAGACGACUGACAUCAGCAAGACCCAUGGUGGUUUUCCCUACAUUAUUAAUUUUUGUAACCUGACCCAAGUACGGAAUAACACUGGUUAUGUGCGUAAUAUCAGAAGAGUUCAACAAGCUCCUUAUCCAUUGGUGAAAGUACAGCCAGAAGAGAUUGGUAGUGUGGCAGGAAGGAAGGUCAGUAACAACACCAGCAGCAAUAAAGUUGUUACCCAGAAAACAACAGCAGGGCUGUCAAAGGAUAAUGUUGGCACAAGUAAAAAACAGACAUUUUCUGGGAUUAAAAAGAAUGUGAAGAAAGGGAAAACGUCUAAUGAAGGUGCUGGUAACAUUGCACGUAUAUUGAAUAACUUGAAUAUAUUUGGUAAUAAAGCAAGUAACAACUCUCUUCCACUUCCACCUACAGUGACUGUCACAAAUUCCACUAAGGCAGUUCCUGUUCGUGGAAGCAGUGGUAGUGAAUCAGUAUUAGAUGCAGAUUCCAGCAGCACAAAAAGUGGGCGACGUCCUAGUGUUGACACAGUCUCCACCUAUCUUAGCCAUGAGUCAAAGGAUGGGGAGCUUAGAGUUUCACAGAGGGAUUUGUUGGAUUGCAGUGCUGGAAGUGAAGAUGUAUUUGAAAGUGGACAUAAAACUAAUGUUGCUUAUAAACAGAAGAAAUAUCCUACAGAGAGUGGCACAAUAGUCGGUGUUGACCCAGCAAGCAAUGUUAUAUCCCAGUACGUCCGAGUAGUAGAAGACGGUUGUUGGACUGAUGCUCGGUGUCCCAUUUGCUUGAUAGGACUGGUCGACUCGGGUAGUGUGGUUGUGGCAUUGACAAGAUGCUGCCAUCAACUUCAUCUGGAUUGUCUCAACUCUAUGCUCACCAGGCAGAUACCGGGAGGCAAGAAUCUCUUCAUCCAGUGUCCUGUAUGUAUGACAAUAUAUGGUGAGAAAUUUGGAAACCAACCAGAAGGCAGCAUGGACUGGACAGUUUUGAAUUAUUCUCUGCCUGGACAUCAAGGAGUUAGAACUAUACAGAUAACAUAUAAUAUAGCUUCUGGAAUCCAGGGCCCAGAGCAUCCAAACCCAGGACGACCGUACUAUGCUGUUGGAUUUCCAAGAAUAUGCUAUCUUCCUGAUUGCGAGAAAGGGAGGAAAGUGCUGAAACUGUUGUCAGUUGCAUUUGAACGGAGACUUAUAUUUACAAUAGGGCGAUCAGUUACUACUGGCAGGGAAGAUGUGGUAACGUGGAAUGAGAUACAUCAUAAGACUGAGCCAGGAUUAUCAAAUAUGGGACAUGGUUAUCCAGAUCCAGGGUAUCUGGACAACUGUUUAAGAGAACUGGCUGCUCAUGGAGUUACAGAUGAGAGUUUGUAUCAAGAACUGUAAAAUGUUCCUGUAAUGUGUUCUCUGUCUGAUGUAAAUAUAACAGUGCAUUGUGUGCUCUGUGAUCAUUUUUUCAAAAA